CUCCAAAACCAUCCAAACAGGAAGACCGCUUGGACGCACUGGAUGACAAUAUCCAUGCGGUCACUGACCCACUACUUCAAAUAAACACCUACUACAACGCAAACAGUAGCACGAUUGAUUUGGCUUUUAAAGCACUUGAAAAUGCAGCAGACUCUACAGCCGUUGGCCAAGUGGUGGAUGAUUGGAUGGACUGUGACAAUGGUUGUUACGGGGCUUGAGAUACUUGCUGACGCUCAGCCGUUUCCAUUUGUCAAAGGUUCGUAUUUCUUGGGGGUUGUGACUCUAGAAACUCAGCGGCGAGACAACACUUUAAAAACCCGUGCUCUCGUACUCCAGCUCUCCGAUAUGCUUGCGCCCUUCUCCAUCUUCACAAUGGGCGUCUGUGGCCGCAUUCGGUCCUUGAUGAAGCAAAUCAAACAAGACAUCAAGGAAGUCGGUAAUUUGGUGGACACUUAUCAUAAGCAUAGCUUGACGUCUAAAUUCUUCUUCAGCGGCAAGUAUCAGGGACAGUUCAAAGACGCCGGGGACAUCGUUUUUGCACUGCAAAUUCACAUUACCGUGGGAAUUGAUGAAAUCCGAGAGCAAGUGCGCAACAGCAAUACAUUAUUAGUGAAGCUCAUCAAAAUCGUCGAAUAUAACUCCCCGGGAGAACAAGGAUGGGAACGCUCCUUAAAGAAUCUCGGAGGGCGCAACAAGGUGCUUGCAAACGACGAGCUGCUCACGACGUUUGCCCAGGAGAUAGAGGACUCCCAGUCUUCUGAAUCAACGGCGAAGACGACUCCAAAAGAGAAAGGGGAGAAGGGAAAUGAUGCGGAUAAGGACAAACCAACGGAUCCGAAAUCGACAGGAAAGGCAGAUGACUCAAAGACGAAAUCUGGGAAGGAUGCAUCGAAUGUUCUUUCUCUCCUGGAACGGCGGGAGCUUAGGAUGCCCCUGCAAGAGAUCAUCGAUUCCAAUUUCGCACUAUAUGAGGGCAAGCUGGAAUCUCAGGUUCAACUUCUCUCCAAGGCAGUCACACAGUCCAAGCAAGAGAUUUUGCAGCACCUUGAAUCUGGUGCUCACGAGAAGAUAUCACAUCAUUACAUCCGAAGAGUCUGGAAGGAUAUGGGCUGGCGUUCAAACGUGAAGUCGCGACAAUUCGUUCUGGCGAUGCACGAUUUCUAUGCCGAUCGGUAUGCGCGUGCCUUUAUGCUACGAAGGCGCGCAAGCACGGAGAACGGUCCCUCACUUCAAACACCCGUUGAUGGUGGUGACCAGUCGCCGACAACCCAUGCUCAAGUCGAUAUCUCUGACGCCGAUAUGGCUCCAGGAGAUAUUGAAGAGACACUGGCCGAUAGGUGGUGUCUCCAGUACCUCGAUAUUACUCAUGCGUACCCGAUAAUGGAAGCGAUCGACGAUGACGACUCUGGUUAUAUCAGGAUAUCGGAAAUCAACGAUUUCACCUCUUCAACCCCAAAGGGGUGGACCCUUCUCCAGUGGUUCGCAUACUGGGGUGGAGGUUGGAAGCAGCAAUCCUCAGUUUACGCCCGGUCCAUCAACGAAAUUAUUGUAUUGAUUAGACGCAAGUCCCACGACGUAUUGGUGGAAAACAACCAGUUCGCGAUCAAUUACGUCAAACAAUUGAUGUGGUCUUCUACUAUUGCCAAAAUGACUUGGGCCGUGACAAUGAAUACUCCUGCUACAUCGGAGAGUCCAUUAGAUAAGUUAGUUGCACGAAGCAUGGAGUAUAAAGAGGAGCAGCUGGAGCGGGCCCUUCGGCGAGUGCACUACAAUGUUGAUGCACCAGAUUCACUCGUGCUUAUUUCUGGUCCGGGAAGAAUUGAGAAGGACAUUUUUGCGAUUAUCUUCCUUAUCUUACGGCACCACUACCUGAUCUUCUUGAGAGCGACCAAAGUCUGGAUCGAUGAGCGGGAGUUCCAGGUCGCAACAAACACUGUAGCGAAUAUUGUGAAAGCCAUCACUGAUCGUGUAAAUAUUUUAUCAACUUCGUAUCGACAGCAAGGGUUAGACGAGCAAAUUCAACUCUCGCGAUUUCAUGGUGGCAUCUAUCGGUUUGUGCCGGACUCCAAGAAUGAACAAAAAAUUGAGUGGCGUGGGCUAGAUGAUGGUCCUUUUUCUGAAUUGAAGGAGAAGAUAUCCAGCAGCGAACAAAACCUGGAACUCAGAUACGGAGAAUGGUCGUUGGAUUUACAUUCGUACUCGAAUCCUCCUGCACCAAAUGUGCUUCCGGGUGAAGUAUCGGACGAGGGGAAAGACGACGGGGAAGACGAUGAGAGCGAUGACGAUGACUCUCGUGCUUCCAAUGCUGCGAACAUCGAAGAAAUCAUGGCUCAGGCAAACAGUUCUGCAUUUUCCCUUCUGAAAAUUUCGGAUAGUUCUCCUGACUUCGGAAAACACAUGAAGGACGUUAUACAUGGUUUAGAGGCUAUCGCUAUGAAGUCAGGACCAUUUUCAUUCAUCAAUGGUACGGUAAAGAGAGUGAAGCGUGUCUUAGCGUCAGAAUUGAAGAAGGAAAAAGUGAAUCCCCGGAUCAAGGAGCUCCUUCGUGGCCUUGUUUCCAUCAUCAGCCCAUUAUUAAAGCUCUAUUUUUGGAAAGACGCAGGUGAAGCCACAGAGACAGGAGCGUCGUUUGGGGGCCGAUUGUCAGACCUCCUCCACCACAUUUUAUUCGACAUCCGUGAUGCAGAAAAAGCCAUAGAAACCCUCACUACUCAAGCGGAGAAGGCAGUCAAUAAUAACCCCGCCGACAAUCCUUCCCCGAUUUCUGAGCUGGCAACUUUGGAUAGCGUAAUAAACAGGUUGCACGUCCGACGUUGUGACAUUGAAUUUUGCCUGGAUUUACACAACGAAAAGGGUUUUCGACGUCUACUUGUUGCUCAGAAAAUUGUCAUUCGUGACAUCCAAGAGCAGCGUAGAAGAUUGUCGCCAGCCUAUUUGCGCCGCAGACAAGCGGUCAGGAAAUUAUUCAUCAAUCUCACUGCGAAAAGCCCGGUUCGGGAACUAGCCUCAAGAAUACUUAGUGAUACCGAGAGGGCGGAACUGACAGCAAUCAUCAGUGAAGUGCCAAAGGUCGAUCUUGCACGUUGGGACUCAUUGUCCAGACUCCAAAGACGCAGGGAAAACGUCCAUGCAAAUAUCGGAUGUGAUGGAUGCGGAACUUGUCCCCUCGUUGGGCAUCGCUAUACCUGCUUGACGUGUUACGACUUUGAUCUUUGCGUCAACUGCGAACGUAAAGUUCACUCACCCGAGCCUGGCACGAUGCCCAUGGAGAUACAAAAUCAUUUGCCUUCCCACCCUUUGAUGAAGGUUUGUCGGCAGGUAUGGGCCCCCGACGAAGUAGACGAUUACGAUUGGAAAGCAGACGAAAAGCCUUCCGAGGAAAGAGGAAAUGGCGACGACUCCGCUGCUGAAGAUGACGAAGUUAGCGAGGAUGCAGAACCGCGAAGUGCCAAUCUCACCACUGACGGGGCAGCAGGCAAUGAGGGUAUGUAUUCUUAUUCAGAGCACUCGUCCGCGAAAUUGACUGGAUCCAAGCAGGUGAAACUGAUGUCAAAUCGGAUGACGACGCACAGGAGCCCACAAUGACUCACACAUUCCAGUGUCAUCGGUGCCAAGAAACCAAGACUGGCACUCGCUUUGUGACGAGUGGAAACUAUGAGCAACCUGAUGGAGACUAUGGAGGUUUCGUAACUGCUUAAACCCACUUGGGGCGUUGUAUCUGACUAGGAGAUCAUUUCGUUUCAGCGUUCCAGUUUUGUCCGUCUUGCGAGGAAAUCAUCAUUAAAUCAUACGAUGGCAGAGUCCUACCCAUUGGUUAUGCAUUUCUCCUCAAAGUCACACUUCCCAAAGUCGAUUGUGGCGGUGGCGAUGAUAGGACUGUUGCCACCGGAGCGGAACCAAGCAACCAAGGUGAAACUCAGGAGGACGAGUCCCAUCAGGUAACUCGGAGGCUUCAAAGUUUAGACGAUCGACUUGGCGUGGUGGAAGGCAACCUCCAUCAGAUUUUGUCCACUCUUGCCGCCAUGCA
Messenger RNA from Cantharellus anzutake, 4027 nucleotides. RefSeq lists its product as uncharacterized. Lineage: Eukaryota; Fungi; Basidiomycota; Agaricomycetes; Cantharellales; Hydnaceae. Gene Ontology annotation, cellular component: amphisome; aggresome. Gene Ontology annotation, molecular function: zinc ion binding; K63-linked polyubiquitin modification-dependent protein binding; protein kinase C binding. Gene Ontology annotation, biological process: aggrephagy; endosome organization; mitophagy. The annotation marks the transcript as partial. The transcript is spliced from 19 exons. The record is from RefSeq and is a predicted model, not a curated record.